Oryza brachyantha (malo sina) is the source of this 2620-nucleotide messenger RNA. RefSeq names its product probable beta-D-xylosidase 7. Gene Ontology annotation, cellular component: plant-type cell wall. Gene Ontology annotation, biological process: xylan catabolic process; arabinan catabolic process. The transcript has 4 exons. The coding region runs from base 40 to 2379 and encodes 779 amino acids. The record is from RefSeq and is a predicted model, not a curated record. Lineage: Eukaryota; Viridiplantae; Streptophyta; Magnoliopsida; Poales; Poaceae. Gene Ontology annotation, molecular function: xylan 1,4-beta-xylosidase activity; alpha-L-arabinofuranosidase activity.
ACUCGCGUUCGAUCUCACCACGUCGUUCGCUAGCCAGCCAUGGCGGUCUUGAUGUCCAGGCGCGGCGGCGCCGGCGCGCUGCUGCUGGCGGUGGCGGUGCUGGCCGGGGUGGCGUCGGCCGGCAACCCGCCGUUCUCGUGCGGACCGUCGGCGCCGGCGGCCGUCCAGAAGGCCGCGUUCUGCAACGCGGCGCUGCCGGCCGAGCAGCGCGCAGCGGACCUGGUGACGAGGCUGACGACGGCGGAGAAGGCGGCGCAGCUCGGGGACCAGGCCGGCGGCGUGCCGCGGCUGGGCGUGCCGGCGUACAAGUGGUGGUCGGAGGCGCUCCAUGGGCUGGCCAUCUCCGGGAAGGGCCUCCACUUCGGCCACGGCCCCGCGCGCUCCGCCACCAGCUUCCCGCAGGUGCUCCACACCGCCGCCGCCUUCGACGACGGCCUCUGGUUCCGCAUCGGCCAGGUGAUCGGCAAAGAGGCCCGGGCAUUCUACAACCUGGGGCAGGCGGAGGGGCUGACGAUGUGGUCCCCCAACGUGAACAUCUUCAGGGACCCGCGGUGGGGCCGCGGCCAGGAGACCCCCGGCGAGGACCCCGCCACGGCGAGCAAGUACGGCGCCGCCUUCGUGAGGGGCCUGCAGGGGACCAACUCGUCGUCGGCGAGCCUCCUCCAGGCCUCCGCCUGCUGCAAGCACAUCACCGCCUACGACAUCGAGGAGUGGAAGGGCGUCUCCCGCUACAACUUCAACGCCCGGGUCACGGCGCAGGACCUGGCCGACACCUUCAACCCGCCCUUCCGCAGCUGCGUCGUCGACGGCAAGGCCAGCUGCGUCAUGUGUGCCUACACCCUCAUCAAUGGCGUCCCCGCCUGCGCCAGCUCCGACCUCCUCACCAAGACCGUCCGCGGCGAAUGGAAGCUGAAUGGGUACACGGCAUCAGACUGCGACGCCGUCGCCAUCCUGCACAUGUCGGAGCACUACACGAGGACGCCGGAGGACGCCGUCGCCGUCGCCCUCAAGGCCGGGCUGGACAUCAACUGCGGCACGUACGUGCAGAAGCACGUGGCGGCGGCGAUCCAGAAGGGGAAGCUGACGGAGAAGGAGGUCGACAAGGCGCUGACGAGCCUCUUCGCCAUCCGGAUGCGGCUCGGCCACUUCGACGGCGACCCGAGGGCCAACAAGGUGUACGGCCGCCUCGGCGCCGCCGACGUCUGCACGCCGGCGCACAGGGCGCUCGCCCUCGAGGCCGCCAAGCGCGGCGUCGUGCUGCUCAAGAACGAGGCCCGCCUGCUCCCGCUCCGCGCGGCGGCCGUCGCCUCCGCCGCCGUGAUCGGCCACAACGCCAACGACAUCCUCGCCCUCCUCGGCAACUACUACGGCCUGCCGUGCGAGACCACCACGCCGCUGCAGGGGAUACAGAAGUACGUCAAGAACGUCAAGUUCGUCGCCGGCUGCAACUCGGCGGCCUGCGACGUCGCCGCCACGGACCAGGCGACCGCGCUGGCCAAGUCGGCGGACUACGUCUUCCUGGUCAUGGGGCUCAGCCAGAAGCAGGAGCAGGAAGGGCUCGACAGGACGAGCCUGCUGCUCCCCGGGAAGCAGCAGAGCCUCAUCACCGCCGUCGCCAGCGCGGCGAAGCGGCCGGUGAUCCUCAUCCUCCUCACCGGCGGCCCGGUGGACGUCACGUUCGCGCAGAACAACCCCAAGAUCGGUGCCAUCCUGUGGGCCGGCUACCCCGGCCAGGCCGGCGGGCAAGCCAUCGCCCAGGUGCUCUUCGGUGACCACAACCCCGGCGGCAGGCUGCCGGUGACGUGGUACCCGGAGGAGUACACCAAGAUCCCCAUGACAGACAUGCGGAUGCGCGCCGACCCGGCCACCGGCUACCCCGGCCGGAGCUACCGCUUCUACCAGGGCAAGGCCGUCUACAAGUUCGGCCACGGCCUCAGCUACUCCAAGUUCUCCCGCCGCCUCGUCUCCGGCGCCGGCAAUCCGUCAUCCUACACGAAGCUACUCGCUGGCAUCAAGACAACAUCUACCCCGGAAGGCGACACCAUCUACCGCGUCGACGAGAUCGGCGCCGACCGGUGCGAGCAGCUGAAGUUCCCGGUGACCGUGGAGGUGCAAAACCAUGGGCCCAUGGACGGCAAGCACUCGGUGCUCAUGUUCGUCCGGUGGGCGAGCACGAAAGGCGGGCGGCCGGCGAGGCAGCUGGUCGCGUUCAGGAGCCAGCACGUCAGGGUCGGGGAGAAGGCGAAGGUGACGAUGGAGAUCAGCCCGUGCGAGCAGCUGAGCAGGGCGAGGGAGGACGGGGAGAAGGUGAUCGACAGAGGGUCGCAUUUCCUCAUGGUCGAGGGGGACGACGAGUUGGAGAUUAGAUUCGAGGCUUGAAUUCUAAUUAAUAGUUAAUUAAUUAUUAAUUAGAUGAGUUGGAAAGGCUACAACUAAUUAAACAUGCUAAGCUAUGCAUAGGGUACAACUCUUUCGUUUUUUUUUUUGUUUCUUUCACAUGAAGCACAUGGAGAUUUUCCGUGAAAUUUUGUACGAGGUUUGAUUUCAAAUUAAGAUGAAUUGGAUUUAAUAUAUGAAUCUUAGUUCAUUUUUCAUAUGUUUCGGUAGUGUAAUUGGAUUU